AGGGAAAGUGUAGGAGAGUGGAGCUUCGACUGGGAAACCUCGCAAAGCACACAGGCACCGUACGAGUGGAAUGGAGAGUGUAGCCUACAUCUGUGCAUGCUCGUGUGUCUGUGUAUGCGUGUGAGAGAGGUGUGGGUGACAGUCCCAUAGAACAGCGUUUCCAGGCAACCGGCCCGACAGUCGGCUCGCGCUCCUUCAAGUCGAACUGCACAACACCGUGCGAAAUCCGUUAUUUGUAUUUAGCCUACAGUAUAGGCUGCUCUUCCUCUACUUCGCUCCACUGUGGACGAGCGGGAUUCGUCUUCAUCCAAUCCUGCUUUCCAGAGCACCUCCGGUGGUGCUUUGCUUGCUCGAGAGGAGCGUCGUUUUGCUGUAACAUGCUGUAAAAUGAAAUAAUUUCGGUACAAUGAGACAGUAAGGGGGUACCUAGCUCUUCCUGUGGCUCUACCCAACGGGGUUGGAUAUAUUUUUUAUUUCCCUUCGUUAGGAUGGGGAAGGAGCAAGAGCUGCUGGAAGCGGCCCGAACCGGGAACGUAAUCUUAGUGGAAAAAUUACUUAGCGGUAAAAAAGGAUUACUGGGCACGUCAUCUGGAUCCAUACCGCUACCGAGUUUGCUGAGUAUCUGGCGAGGGCUGAACGUGAACUGUGUGGACAGCUCUGGGUACACCCCCCUGCACCACGCCUCCCUCAACGGACACAGGGACGUAGUCCUGAAGCUGCUGCAGUAUGAGGCCUCCACCAACGUGGCCGACAGCAAGGGCUGCUUCCCCCUGCACCUGGCGGCAUGGAAGGGCGACGUGGAGAUCGUCCGGAUCCUGAUCAACCACGGCCCCUCUCACUGCCGGGUCAAUGAACAGAACCACGAGAAGGAGACGGCGCUGCACUGCGCGGCCCAGUACGGCCACUCGGAGGUGGUGUCGGUGCUCCUGCAGGAGCUGACGGACCCCAGCAUGCGGAACAGCCGCAGCGAGACGCCCCUGGACCUGGCCGCUCUGUACGGCCGGCUGCAGGUGGUGCGCAUGCUGGUCAACGCCCACCCCAACCUGAUGAUCUGCAGCGCCCGCAAGCACACGCCCCUGCACCUGGCAGCCCGCAACGGGCACAGGACCGCCGUGCAGGUGCUGCUGGAGGCCGGCAUGGAGGUUAACUGCCAGACGGAGAAGGGGAGCGCCCUCCAUGAGGCAGCUCUCUUUGGGAAGAUGGACGUGGUGAGGCUCCUGUUAGACUCAGGAAUCGAUGCCAAUAUCCGAGACUGCCAAGGAAGAACCGCUCUGGAGAUCCUGAGAGAGCACCCAGCACAGAAGUCCCAGCAAAUCACAGCACUUAUACAAGAGUACAUGAUGGAGGAGUUGGACAGUAAGAGUAUAGCGGAGGAGCCAGUUCGCCAGUGUCCUGUCCCCACCCCCCGCACCUCCGUGUCAACACCAGCUGCCUCGCCCUCCCUCAAGAUCAAAAAUGACGCAGUGACAGGAGAGCUGUCCAAGCUGCUGAACGAGAUUAAGAUGUGUCGAGACAAGGAAUACUCCUUCGAGGACCUGUGUCACACCAUCUCCUCUCACUCCAUGGAGAGCUUUGGGAGCGGUCGUCUCUCUGACGAGGAACGCAACAGCACCCUCAGCAAAGUCAGCAAGCGCCCUUCCCCUCCCCUGGCCCCUGCCGCAGAGGAAGAUGAAGGAGAGAAGAGCUGUGGCCCCGCGGGAUUCUGGGAGGCGCUCACGCCCUGUAAUGGCUGCCGUAACCUGGGAUUUCCUGGGCUGUCUCAGGACUCCAAGCGGGCCGCGGAGAUCGUCCCGUCCCCGUCGCUCGACGUCUUUCUUCCCGAGGACGAGGACAACCCCUACGAGUUCGUGGCCACCGCCGUCACCCGCAAACCCUGCUCGCUGGACAUAAACCGCCCCUCUACCUGCUCCAGGAACGACCAUUCCCCCCAUGUGACCAUCGCAGAGCCCAAGCUUGGUAACCAUGGGAACCACUCCACGGGCCCCACUCCCGACUGCUCACCCCCCUCCCCCGACACCGCGCUCAAGAACAUCGAGAAAGUGAUCCGCCCACAGCCAAAGCAGCGCACGUCUUUGUCGUCGUCGCAGGACGUCCAGAGGCCGAACCACAGCUACGACCCCUCGGAGGUGAGCUCCUCUCUGGGGUACGCCAGCUUCACCACCAGCCCCCCGGUGAGCCCCCCCGUCAGCCCCCCGGUGAGCCCCGCCAACUACUCCACCGGCUCCGCCGAUGACUGCGGCCUGACAGAGGAGGUCCCGUGCCAGAGAGAGGCCCCAGUGGAGCGCAGUUUUCGGGAUUCCUACGUCCCGGAGCAGUUCGCCGGCCUGCUCCACGGCUCCUCCCCGGCCUGCGAGUCCCCGGACAACCCCUUCCAGCUUUACGGCAAGGUCCGCAAGUUCAGCGCCCCGGAGCCUGUCCCUGUCCAUCGCCACGGAAACCUCCUCCAGGCGCCGAGCCUGGGCGCCCCCCUCCCGCGCGCGGACAGCGAGGCCUCGGGCCUGAAGGCCGUCCGGCAGCCCAAGCCCCAGGUGGUCUACAGGACCAUCUUCCACACCAGGGUGAACCAGGACCAGGCCGAGCGCUCAGCAUCCCCGGCCGGGGCGAGGCAUGUGAGGAACGGGGAGCCAGCCAGCGGGACGGGCCCAGCGGGAGCAGGGUUCGAGGAGCGCGCCUGCACCCUCGGGAGGAUGCGCUCUGUCCCCAGGAACGUUCUGGACCUCCAGCUCUCCAGGAACUUCUCCAAAUCCGACUCCAACCUCAUCUCCGUCUCCCCUAUUGAGGAGGAACUCCGGCCGGGACGGGCCCAGCCCAAUCUGGCCAACUCCAACACAGCCGAAAAGCUGGAGAGGACCCCGUCUUUCACCGCUGAGUGGGAGGAGAUCGAUAAGAUCAUGAGCUCCAUCGGCGCUGGAAUCAGCACAGGGUUGGGCGGAAUCCAGGAAGACCUAUCAGGCCCCCGCUGCCCCGUCCAGUCCGUGGGCCAGUGGCUGGACAACAUCGGCCUGGUCCAGUACGAGAACCACCUGCUGGCCAACGGCUUCGACAGCGUGCAGUUCAUGGGAAGCAAUGUUGUGGAAGAUCAGGACCUGCUUGAGAUCGGGAUCCUCAACUCAGCCCACAGACAGCGCCUCCUACAGGCCAUCCGCCUCCUGCCUCGGGUGCGGCCGGUUGGCUACGACGGGAACAACCCCACAUCGGUGGCAGAGUGGCUGGAGUCUCUGGAGCUGGGGGACUACACCAAGUCCUUCCUGGUCAAUGGAUACACCUCCAUGGAGCUGGUCAAGAAGAUCUGGGAGAUCGAGCUCAUUAAUGUGUUGAAGGUCAGUCUCAUCGGACACAGGAAACGGAUUUUGGCUUCACUCGGAGACCGGCUACACGAAGACCCGCCCCAGAAGCCACCCCGGGCCAUCUCCUUAAGGGAGCCCACCGGGAACCACACCCCCCCGCAGCUCUCGCCGUCCGUGCCGCAGAGCGUGUUCACGGCCGCCGGAUCGCUGGACGUGCAGCACCUCAUCAUGCAGGCCGACGCCCGCAGACGCCGCAAUGACACCUACUUCGACGACGUGCCGCGCUCCAAGCUGGAGAGACAGAUGGCCCAAGUCAGUAUGCAAGGCGAGUGGUGUGAGCCAAUCACGUUGCGGCCGCCCAACGAGGCGACAUCAUCCACGCCGGUGCAGUACUGGCAGCACCACCCCGAGAAGCUCAUCUUCCAGUCAUGUGACUACGAGGCUUACUAUCUGGGAUCCAUGCUGGUGAAGGAGUUGAGAGGGACUGAGUCCACACAGGACGCUUGUGCCAAGAUGAGGAAGUCUACAGACCAGAUGAAGAAGAUACCAACUAUUGUCCUUUCAGUCUCCUACAAGGGCGUCAAGUUCAUUGAUGCCACCAACAAGAACAUCAUCGCCGAACACGAGAUCCGCAACAUCUCCUGUGCUGCCCAGGACCCGGAGGACCUCUCCACCUUCGCCUACAUCACCAAAGACCUCAAGUCCAGUCACCACUACUGUCACGUGUUCACUGCCUUCGACGUGAACCUAGCCUAUGAGAUCAUCCUGACGCUGGGCCAGGCCUUCGAGGUGGCGUACCAGCUGGCCCUCCAGGCACGGAAGAGUGGCCACGGCUCCUCCACGCUGCCCGAGAGCUUCGACGCCAAGCCCGGCAAGCCCAUCCCCAAGCCCCGCGUCAACAUCCGCAAGUCUAUGGACCAGCCCUCGAUGGAUCAAAAGGGCCACGCCAAUGUGCCAUGGAUAGUGGAGCCAGGGCAGGAGGCCAAGAGAGGAGUCAACACCAAGGCAAUGCCGGACGCUCAUGUCUUUUACUGUGGAAUGCAAAGAAUGUAGCCAGCCCUAAACAUGGACCCAAUUUACACAAAGUGUUAAAGGACUACAACUCUAAAAUGGACCCUUCACAGAGACAGUGUUAAAGGACUUCAACCCUAAACAUGGAUCCUUCUCAAAAAGGCACAAUGCUAAAGGACUACAACCCUAAAAUGGACCCUUUUUCACACACAGUGUUAAAGGACUGCAACUCUAAACAUGGACCCUUCUCAAAGACACAAUGCUAAAGGACUACAACCCUAAAAUGGACCCUUCUCACAGAUGAUGCUGAAGGACUACAACUCUAAACAUGGACCCUUCCCGCAGACCGUAUUAAACGACUACACCCCUAAACAUGGACCUCGCCUGGUGGACCUGUCUCACAGACGUAAGGGCCACAGGAUCAGAACGUGACCCUACUCACAAGCACAUGUGGCGACUACAAAGUACACUUUUUAUUUGAAUAUACCACUGGUAUGAUUAUAUCCCCGACCUCUCCUCCAGCUCCAAGCCCAGUAACGCCCCAGUAACGCCCCCUGUUGCCUGGGAGGAGGAACCCACAGGUUCGGCCUCCAAACCCUUUAUGGACAGCUGCCUUGCCUUGGAAACGAUAACCGUGGUUUCCGUUUUCAGACACACCACCUUACCAGCUGUCUCAUAUCAAAGCACCAACGAGGGACGUCCAACCCAGCCCGGGAUGACAGACUUCUAGUUCUCUUUUUAUUUAGAGAUUUGGGGGAAUUUUUUGUUGUUGUUGUUCAAGACCACAUUAUGAAUAUGAAUCCGAAUAUGCACAAUGUGAAUGGACUGGUCUUGCAGGACUGCCCCAAGUCAGGAAUGUUCUAAUGUGUCAGGCACUAGCACUGAGCACCAUGGGAAGGGAUGGUAGAUGCCAUCCAGUUCAAUAUCCAUUCUGCCAGAUGUUCAAUGUUUAAUAAGAUUACUACUUAUAUUACCAUUAUUAUUAUCAUUAUUAUUAUUGUGCAAUUAUGGUCAAUGUUGUCUUAAUGUUACAUUAUUUUUAUAUGAUAUGCUGAAUGGAAGCUGGGCUUGAAAAUAAUUUCCAUCCAAAAAAAUAUAUAUAAUUACAUACUGUAAGCGCAGCCCCUGAAGGUGCAGACGGCUACAGUGAGCUGGGGUUCGAGAUGAUAACCCAGUUGUUUAAUUUACACUGAACUCGGGAACUGCAAAGAAAACAAUGUAUAAUUUCUUGUGGGGCUGAACUGUAAUUAAAAGUCAGAUGUAUUAUUUUAACACAGUAUUACUAUAUGAGAAUAAAAACCAGUCCUCUUGUAAAUAGAUAUUUUGCCAAUUCAUUGCUCAAAUGUAAUGUAAAACUAGCAGGACAUCGCACUGGAAACAUGGUACCAAUUUAAAAAUAAAAAACGGAGAAAAGAGAUUGUACAAGGGGCAGUUGAUGGUGACCUCUCUGCAGACUAACACUUGUACAUAGGCUUGGUCUUCCAGUACACAGAUUUUGUAAUUUUGGUCAUUAUUUAUAUCCUUGUAAAGCACAUGGAAUAAACAUGACUUGUACAACCAUCAA
Messenger RNA from Conger conger (European conger), 5862 nucleotides. RefSeq names its product ankyrin repeat and sterile alpha motif domain-containing protein 1B-like. The record is from RefSeq and is a predicted model, not a curated record. Lineage: Eukaryota; Metazoa; Chordata; Actinopteri; Anguilliformes; Congridae. Gene Ontology annotation, molecular function: protein binding. Gene Ontology annotation, cellular component: cytosol. The transcript has 26 exons. The coding region runs from base 489 to 4340 and encodes 1283 amino acids.